Messenger RNA from Anarrhichthys ocellatus (wolf-eel), 2735 nucleotides. Its product is annotated as phosphatidylinositol N-acetylglucosaminyltransferase subunit Q-like. The record is from RefSeq and is a predicted model, not a curated record. The transcript has 6 exons. Lineage: Eukaryota; Metazoa; Chordata; Actinopteri; Perciformes; Anarhichadidae. The coding region runs from base 1 to 564 and encodes 187 amino acids. Gene Ontology annotation, biological process: GPI anchor biosynthetic process. Gene Ontology annotation, cellular component: endoplasmic reticulum; membrane.
AUGAAUUAUGGCGUGAAAGCCGUUAUCGUUGUGUUCGUCAGGUUGUACUGUCUGAAGAUCUACGGCCUUGCGUCUCUCUGGAGGCUCUUUAGAGGGAAGAAGUGGAACGUCCUGAGACAGAGGGUGGACUCCUGCUCCUACGACCUGGACCAGCUCUUCAUUGGGACGCUGCUCUUCACCGUCCUGCUGUUCCUGCUGCCCACCACAGCGCUGUACUACCUGGUCUUCACUCUGCUGCGGUUGGUGGUGGUUCUGUUCCAGGGCGUGAUCCACCUCAGCGUGGACUUCAUCAACUCCUUCCCUCUGUUCGCUGUGGGCCUCCGCCUCACUCGGUCCCACCGACUGGCAGAGGGCGUGAAGUUCAGGGUUCUGUGUGAAGAACCGGGGACGGCCCUGCACCUGCUGAUGGAGAUUAACCCUCUGAAGUGCAGCACCGUGGUCCAGAACUACCGCACACCGACCUACAGCUGCUACCCCAAAGACUCGUGGGCCGCCCUCAUCAAGAAACUGUUUGUAGGGGAGCUGAUCUACCCCUGGAGGCACAAAACCACCAAGAUGGACUGAGAGAGAGAGAGAGAGAGCGAGAGAGACAGAGAGGGAGAGAGAGACAGAGAGGGAGAGAGAGAGACAGACAGACAGACAGAGAACGAAGGGAAGGGAAGUGACUGAAUAAAUACUGAGGUGGAGGGAAACAUGUUCAUGUUCAUGUUAGAUGAGAAGAACAACUGAAGCUGACCGGUCAGCUCAAUGAGUUCAUGUUUUAAAACAUCAAACAUGGAAUGAACCUAAAAACCAGCAAGUAGUCACGUCCUGCUGCUGUAAGAACUGUGAUCAUAAAAUCAGUUUCACUACAUGAUGAAAAUCCUUUAUUUUCUACUUAUUGUUGUUCAGGACUUGACAGGUGUUUUUCUGUUGUUGUUUAGGUCAGAAGUCAAAUUAAAUGUGAGAUUAAACUCCAGUAAUUCUCUUUUAUUCACAAGGAAACCCCACCAAAGGACCAAAACUAUCGUGUUAUGUGUGUUUUUAAUGUGGGACACAAAGAUCCACGUUAUCAGAUGAGACUAAAUAUAAAUACAGUAAUGACCGUGCCUGUGGGGGGGGGGGGUAACAUUCUGAGAAAUAACUCGCAGAUUUACAAGAAAACAACUUUAAUCUCAGAGAAUGUUUUGUUGUGAGUACUAAGUGCAAAAUAUAUGAAUUAUAUUUAUUUAUGUUCAUAAAAGAACAUGAAAGAAAUGCGUUUAUGUGUCUUUCAGGACCUUCGCUCGCUCGGAGGCCGUUCUUACCGUGACAAACGUUUAUUAGCUCAAGUUUAUUAUCUUGAUAAUUUGUGAGAUUUUUCUCUUUAAUCUCAGAAAAUAUCAAAAUAUAUUUCUAGUACAUUUUCGACUUUAACCUCUCAAAAUCAGUUUUUUCUCUGAAUAUUAUCCACAUUCCCCGACUCCGUAAUUAUUAUUUUUUGUUAACCUACAAUGGUCCUAAUAUGCCGUCGUAUGAAGUCAUUACACCACACAAAGUAUGAAGUGUUGUCUGUCUGUCUGACCAUCAAACAUUCAGGAGCCUCUUCAUGCUCUUCACUCUGCUGUGUGGAACUCAUUGAGCGAUCCUCGUCAUCUUUAUUGAUGUUUGAUGCUGAGCGUUGGUGGUGAACCACUCAGACCAGAGAUGUGUCUCCGCUGUAAAGCUCCAUGGAAACAGCAUCAUCACUGACACGUGACGAUAGUUUCUCAUUAAUGAGGAAGUGCUCAGAUAUGUUACUGAAGUAAAAGUGGGAAUAACACUGUGUAUAAAUACUCUGUGAAAGUAAAAGUCCUGCAUUAUAAAUUAGAAGUAAAAGUAUAAAAGUAUUAGCAUCCAAACAUAACGCUCCCCAGAGGGUAAAUGUUUUGGUUUUAUUAACUCCGUCAUUGAACAUCGGAGCUUCUAGAAGGAUUUUAGAAAGUUAGUUAUAUUAAAGGGAGACUAACUUUUACUGAACUGCUCUGUGAACAAUUAUAGGAUCAUUCUAAAACUUAAAUUACAAAUUGGACAAUUAUUGUUCAAAAAUCAAUUGUAUUCAUAGUUUUUAUUUUAGAAAAGUGGUCAGGAAAUCAGGUAUUUGUGUAUUUACUGCACUGAUGAUGUAGAUAGUCUUUUAGAUUUUAUAUUAUUAAAUUAUUUGUAAGAGUCAAAGGAUACAAACUGGACAAACUGAUUUAUUUUAUUAUUUCUUUAUAUAAUAUUUUGUGUUUCAGUAUAAAAUUUAAAUGAUUAGUGUUUUUUAUUUAAAGUUCAUUUGUUGCCAUUUUUCUUCCAAACAAGGAGAUGAACUGUGAUGUCAUUCUGUUCUGUUUAAAGCUUAAAGACUGACUCUGCUCGGGUCAGUUUGUCAGUAUUUGUGUUUAUAAAUUGUUUUUAUGUGCCAAUUAAUGUAAUUUUAAUUAGAUAUUGUCCUUUAUGUCUAAAUAACGAUACACCUGAACCAGCUCUCUUUAAAUGUGACACUCCAACGUUUGUCUAACUCAGCACAAACUCCACGAUACUUAAUGUUAUUAACACUUUUUAUAGUCUUUGUGCUAAGCUAGGCUAAGCUAGCCUAAACACGUCUCGGCCAAUCAGAGAUGAAAGUGAUAUUUGAAUCAGAUUUCCCAAAACUUCACCCAUUUAAACUGUUAAAUGUUUAUUUUUCUUUCCGUUCAUCUGUAUUAGAUCAUCUCACUAUUGAUCCAAACUAAAUGUUUCAUCGUCCUUUAAUA